Messenger RNA from Erigeron canadensis, 1692 nucleotides. RefSeq names its product ATP-citrate synthase alpha chain protein 1-like. The record is from RefSeq and is a predicted model, not a curated record. Gene Ontology annotation, cellular component: cytosol; succinate-CoA ligase complex. The coding region runs from base 194 to 1465 and encodes 423 amino acids. Gene Ontology annotation, molecular function: succinate-CoA ligase (ADP-forming) activity. Gene Ontology annotation, biological process: succinyl-CoA metabolic process; tricarboxylic acid cycle. NCBI's taxonomy places the organism in Eukaryota, Viridiplantae, Streptophyta, Magnoliopsida, Asterales, Asteraceae. The transcript is spliced from 12 exons.
AUAGAUAAAUCAAUAUAUGUGUGUUGUAUAUCAAUAAAUAAAUAAAUAAAUAUAAAUAUAAAAAUCCCCAAAAAACUCGACUAUAAGUUAUCAGGGGUCAGUUUAGUUCAACAUCCAUCAGUUGCAUUGUGUCUUUCAAAACAAACACAUACCCUUUUUCUAUCCCAUCUCUCACAGAAAGAUCAGGGUUUUAAUGGCACGCAAGAAGAUCAGAGAGUAUGAUUCAAAGAGAUUGGUUAAGCAGCAUUUCAAGAGGAUUUCUGGUUAUGAAUUGCCCAUCAAAUCUGCUCAGGUUACAGAGUCGACUGACUUCAAUGAGCUGGUAGAGAGGGAACCAUGGCUAUCUUCAUCCAAGCUGGUUGUGAAACCCGACAUGUUGUUUGGAAAGCGUGGCAAAAGUGGACUUGUUGCCUUAAAUCUUGAUUUGGCUCAAGUUGCUGAAUUUGUAAAGGAACGACUUGGCAAAGAGGUUGUGAUGGGAGAAUGCAAAGGCCCCAUUACAACAUUCAUUGUGGAACCAUUUGUUCCACACAACGAAGAGUAUUAUAUCAAUAUUGUUUCAGAGCGGUUAGGUUGUAGCAUAAGUUUUUCAGAAUGUGGAGGUAUCGAUAUUGAAGAGAACUGGGAAAAGGUGAAAACAAUCUUUUUACCCACAGGAGUGUCUUUAAGUCAAGAAAUUUGUGCUCCACUUGUUGCUACCCUCCCAUUGGAGUUCAAAUCUGUCAUCGAGGAAUUCAUCAUGCACAUAUAUUCCCUAUUUAUAGAUCUCGACUUCACCUUCCUAGAAAUGAAUCCUUUCACCCUGGUAAAUGGGAAGCCUUAUCCCCUUGAUAUGAGAGGCGAGCUUGAUGACACUGCAGCUUUCAAGAACUUUAAGAAGUGGGGCAAUAUCGAGUUCCCAAUGCCGUUUGGAAGAGUGAUGAGUCCUACUGAAAAGUUUAUUCACGGACUCGAUGAAAAGACUAGUGCAUCUUUAAAAUUUACUGUUCUAAACCCAAAAGGACGUAUUUGGACCAUGGUUGCUGGUGGUGGUGCGAGCGUCAUCUAUGCAGACACCGUUGGAGAUCUGGGCUAUGCUUCAGAGCUUGGAAACUAUGCAGAAUACAGCGGUGCACCUAAUGAAGAGGAAGUUCUGCAAUAUGCUCGAGUUGUCAUUGAUUGCGCAACUGCUGAUCCUGAUGGCCAAAGGAGGGCACUUGUAGUUGGUGGAGGAAUUGCCAACUUCACUGAUGUUGCAGCCACCUUCAAUGGCAUUAUUCGUGCGAUGAAGGAAAAGGAAUCCAAGCUCAAAGCAGCAAACAUGCACAUCUAUGUGCGACGAGGAGGUCCAAAUUACCAAAGAGGACUUGCAAAAAUGCGUGCGCUCGGAGCUGAACUUGGCAUCCCUAUUGAGGUAUAUGGGCCGGAGGCAACAAUGACAGGAAUAUGCAAACAAGCAAUAGACUGCAUCACAAUUGCUGCUUAAAUUUGAUCGAUAGGUCCAUAUUAUAGAACGCGCAAGGCUGAUGAUGUUAUUUUUUUGUGAUGUUAUUUCAAUUCAAACAUUAAUAAGUAUGUUCAAGAAAAUAAAUUUUAAAAGUGCUGAAAUAAGUAGAAUCCCUUUGUUGUGCAUAAUUGAUUUCCAAAUUUUGAUGAUAUUGUAAAAGAAUAUAUUAAAAUAACUAAAUUUAACUUUUCAAUAAUUUUAUGUAA